AUGAAGGCCCUCUUUUACAUAGGUUUGUGCUGUGCAAUGGCGUCUGGUGGCCUCAGUAUCACUGUCUUAGCAGAUAUACACCUGGACGAGAGAUACAUAGAGACAGGCUCCCAAGAGGUUUUCUGCAGAGAAAAUCAGGACAGACCAGAGGCAAAGUACUCUCUUCCAGGAUGUGAUUCAUCUGAAAGCCUUGUUGAUGCAGCAUUAGCCAGCCUUCAAAAGGAAGGGCCUUAUAAUGUGAUGGUUGUCCUUGGAGACAUCGGGCCCCACUCUUCGGAGUCUCCAGAGAUGACCCAGCGAGCUAUUAAAGCAAUCGCUGAUAAGCUUAGGCGCCUCUUCAUAAACAAACCUCCCGAGCAGGAGAUGAUCAUUCUUCCUGUGAUAGGAAACAACGACGUCUUUCCUACCUACGCUGUACCUACAGAGGAUGGGGACCCCCAGUUACUAUUUGUGGCAGACCAGUUCAAAGACCUGAUGACCACUGAGGGGUACAGACAGUUUCAAAGACGGGGGUAUUACAGUGUCCCUCUUUCUAAACAUCGAGUAACUUUCCUUGUUAUUAAUGCUAAUUACUACAGUGUACGUCAUAGAGAGCUAGGCGAGGACCCGGCCGAUCAGUUUAAGUGGGUAGAGAACCAGAUGAUAGAGGCAAAAGCCAAGGGGUACCGUGUAAUCCUUAUCAGCCACAUUCCAUUUGGUGUCAAUGUAUAUGACGAAAGCGAGGCCCUUCAUUCACAAUACACUGAUCGUAUUAGGUCCAUUCUGCGAAGAUAUGCAUCGACUGUUUUGGCUUGCUUGUAUGGGCAUUACCACAGUGCCUACCCACUGGUUCUAUCAGCAGGGGAGGAGCCAUUAGUCCCCAUGUUUAUCUGCCCAUCAAUCGCACCUAGCAACUACAACAAUCCUGGAUAUUAUGUUUUCCACAUAUCACCGCUCCACGAGGUAGACUACGAUCAUUAUGCGCUUAAUAUAGAAGCUGCCAAUAUGCAGCAUAGAGAAAUGCACAAUAGUACAGAAUUGGCGUCCUUUGAUUGUCUGUAUAGGUUUUCUCAGCGCUAUCGGCCUUGGUUGGGACUAAGGGCUUUGCCAACAGCACAAAACAUUGCACAUUUAUAUGAACACAUGCUCAAUGACGACUUUGUUUGGUAUCAGGUUCGCGCCGCCACUACAUCUAUGCUGUCAGAGCGGAGACUAGACUUUCUACAAAUGGCAGUGGACAAAGCGUUCAUGGACGCGUAUAACCUUAGCAACUCCAACUGA
Messenger RNA from Giardia duodenalis, 1260 nucleotides. Its product is annotated as Acid sphingomyelinase. Gene Ontology annotation, molecular function: hydrolase activity. NCBI's taxonomy places the organism in Eukaryota, Fornicata, Diplomonadida, Hexamitidae. Bases 1 to 1260 code for a protein of 419 amino acids. The transcript has a single exon. The record is from RefSeq and is a predicted model, not a curated record.